Messenger RNA from Henningerozyma blattae CBS 6284, 1584 nucleotides. RefSeq names its product DNA-(apurinic or apyrimidinic site) lyase APN2 (gene APN2). The transcript has a single exon. NCBI's taxonomy places the organism in Eukaryota, Fungi, Ascomycota, Saccharomycetes, Saccharomycetales, Saccharomycetaceae. Gene Ontology annotation, cellular component: nucleus. The record is from RefSeq and is a predicted model, not a curated record. Gene Ontology annotation, biological process: base-excision repair. The coding region runs from base 1 to 1584 and encodes 527 amino acids. Gene Ontology annotation, molecular function: double-stranded DNA 3'-5' DNA exonuclease activity; phosphoric diester hydrolase activity; DNA-(apurinic or apyrimidinic site) endonuclease activity.
AUGAGUACGGAUAUAGUAGAUCUUCCGAAGAAGAAGCAUAGUGAGUCGAUACGAUGUGUUACUUUUAAUGUUAAUGGGAUCAGAACUUUUUUUCAUUUUCAUCCAUUUUCUAAAUUCAACCAGUCCCUAAGCAAAGUAUUUCAAUUAUUUGAUACCGAUAUAAUUACAUUUCAAGAAUUAAAGACUGACCAAACUUCAUUAAUUCGUUGGGGACAAGUUGAUGGCUAUUACUCAUUUAUAUCGAUUCCUAUCACUAAAAAAGGUUACGCUGGAGUAGGAUGCUGGAUUAGAAUUCCACCUCCGGAAGACCCUCUUUAUAACUUAAUUAAAGUAGUAAAGGCGGAAGAAGGUAUCACAGGUUAUCUGACUAUUAGAAAUGGAAAACUAGAUUGCAGAUAUAGAGAUUGUUCAGACCAAGGAAUUGGUGGAUAUGAUUCAUUGGGCUUAAAGGAUGAAACUGAGGCCUUAAAGUUAGACUCUGAAGGUCGCUGUGUUUUGGUUGAAUUAGCAUGCAAUAUUGUGGUGGUAUCUGUAUAUUGUCCAGCUAAUUCAACCCAAACAGAAGAAGGGGAGUUAUUUAGAUUAAAAUUCUUAAGCGUCUUGUUUAAGAGAAUACGAAACUUGGACACUUUGGGGAAAAAGGUUAUUUUGAUGGGCGACUUAAAUGUUUGUAAAGAUUUAAUCGAUCAUGCUGAAAUAUUGGACAAAUUCAAUAUUGAAAUCACGAAUGAUUCCCAAGGUUCAGUAAUUGAAAGAACUUAUGAUGAAAAAGUUCAUGACUUCAUUUGGGCACCAGAUGCCCCUCAAAGAAGGAUGUUAAACCAAAUAUUAAGUGACUCCUUAGAUUCUCAGCUGGCAAGAACUGGAAUUCUUGUCGAUUCAACAAGAGUCUAUCAAGGUAGGGAUAGAUUAAAGAUAUAUACUGUAUGGAAUACCCUAAAAAAUGCACGCCCUAUUAACUAUGGAUCAAGAAUUGAUUAUGUAUUUAUUAGCUCUAAGCUUAAAAAUCAGAUUAAAGCUGCAGAUAUACUACCAAAAGUACUAGGUUCAGACCAUUGUCCGGUAUAUGCUGAUAUUGGAAUCGAAACUUUAGGCGGAUGUGACGCAGUGAUUAAUAAAAAAAUAUCUAUACCUAAAUUUGAAGCACGCUAUAAAUAUAAGCUACAGAAUCACGAUAUUUUGACAAUGUUUCAUAAAAACAGCUCUCAAUUAAAAAGUAAAAUGGCGAACAGUAGAAAUUCGAUAGCUAAAAUUUCGAAACCAUAUCCACAAACUAAAGUUAAGAAGACUGUUAAGUCUAUUGAUUUAUUUUUUACUAAAGAUACGUGCUCCAAGGUAAAUGAUAUCUCUAGCAUUCAUUCAACCAAAGAAAACUCUGAUAUUAUAAAGGAACCCAAAAAGGCUCAAAAAAGUGCAUUUAAAAAUAUAUUUGGAGAAAUCCCGUUAUGUAAUCAUCAAGAGAAGGCUAUACUUAAAACAUCAAGGACCUCCUCCAAUCCAGGUAAAAAGUUCUGGGCUUGUUCUAAACCUCAAGGUGAAAGUAAAGACAAAAAUAGUUCUUGUGGGUUUUUUCAAUGGGUGUAA